Zingiber officinale is the source of this 1485-nucleotide messenger RNA. RefSeq lists its product as uncharacterized. The record is from RefSeq and is a predicted model, not a curated record. Bases 1 to 1485 code for a protein of 494 amino acids. Lineage: Eukaryota; Viridiplantae; Streptophyta; Magnoliopsida; Zingiberales; Zingiberaceae. The transcript has a single exon.
AUGAACAAAAGCCUUGAUGAAGCUGAAGAGAUAAUAGAGAAUGUGGCACUAAACUACCAUCAGUGGGCAUCUGAAAGAUCUAGCGGUGCUUUCUCAGGAAAUCAGAUAAAGGCGUUAGGGAAAUUCGAGAUGGAUGCAUUCACACUCAUGUCUGCAAAGCUGGACGCCCUGACUAAGAAAUUUGAAGCCAUGGAUAGCAACACAGCUAAUGCAAUAGUUUGUGCUUACGACAUCUGCGGAAGUGCGGACCACGCUCAAGACACUUGCCCCCUUGGGCCAAUGCAGACACAAAUAAACCAGCUUGAGCAAUGCGAUGCAAUAACAUGCUACAAUCAAAGGCAAAACAAUUCGUACUCUAACACAUACAACCCUGGAUGGAAGAACCACCCUAACUUUUCAUACCAAAAUAAUCAGGACCAGGGGCCAGCACAUCAGACCUACCAACUUGGACAACAGACUCAUCGACAGCAGCAACCUACACAGCUGUCUAGGAUUGAAAAGAUGCUUAAGGAAGCUCUCUCGGAGCAAAAGGAGAUGAGGAGCGAGAUCAAACAACUGACUCAGAGGUUGGAGAACUCAGAAAAACACCAGAAGAUGCAAGACAGCCAGAUAGCCCAGAUAGUUCAGACCGUCUUGAGAGCACAGGGUACAUUCCCAGGGAAAUCAGAUUUAAAUUCUGUGGAACAUUGCAAUCGCAUUGAGCAGCGGAGCGGACGUACUGUGGGAACCCCCCAAAUCAUGACUCAGAUGGAGCUUGACUUGGAAAAGGAACUCACUCCCCUAAUGCCCAAUCAGACACAAAACAGGGAUGGAGAAGUGAUUACUAAAAAAACUGAAGAAGCUCUUCAGACUACCCCACAAAAUCGCACAAUUUCUUUUCCUCAGAAGCUUAUAGCAUUCCAAAGGGAUGAAGAGUUCCACCGGUUUUUGAAAAAAGUCAAAGAGAUUUACGUUGAAGUACCAUUGUUAGAUGCCCUGCACCAGAUGCCGAAGUUCACAAAAUUUUUAAAGGGAAUCUUAUCCAAUAGAAGGCAAAAGGGCGACUUCGAGACUGUAGCACUGAUAGAGAAUUGCAGCGCCCUCCUUAUGGCGAAUCCUCCUCCCAAGCUUCAGGACCCAGGAAGUUUCUCCAUACCGUGCAAAAUUGGUUCUGAACUUAUACCAAGAGCUUUCUGUGACUUGGGAGCCAGUGUCAGCCUGCUCCCGUACUCUUUAUGCAAGAAGCUGGGUUUCCAGAACAUUAAAUUGACCACGAUGGCACUGCAACUAGCUGACCAUUCAUGCAGGUACCCGAUGGGAAUAGUGGAGGAUGUGCCAGUUAAAGUAGGUGGAUGCAUAGUUCCUACAGACUUCAUUAUCUUGGACAUGGAGGAAGAUCCCAAGAUACCGAUUAUCCUUGGAAGACCAUUCCUUUCCACGGCUGGGGCCAUCAUCGAUGUAAAAAGCCAUAAGUUAUCCUUGGAGACCGACAAGGGAAAAAUUUAA